Molecule: messenger RNA, 1592 nt
Organism: Pan troglodytes (chimpanzee)
Lineage: Eukaryota; Metazoa; Chordata; Mammalia; Primates; Hominidae
Gene: ATG3
Product: autophagy related 3
Exons: 12
Coding region: 459-1403 (314 amino acids)
Biological process (GO): glycophagy; nucleophagy; autophagy of mitochondrion
Cellular component (GO): cytosol; phagophore assembly site
Molecular function (GO): Atg8-family ligase activity
Source: RefSeq, a predicted model, not a curated record
CUUUCUCACGUCACGUGCCGGGAGAGUCUAGUGUCACGUGAGGCCCCGGUGGCGGCGUAGCUACGGCAAGAGAGUGAGAAGGAAGGGAAGCCGGAAGGGGCGCGAGUGAAGCAAAGCGAGGACAGACAGCUCCCAGAGGGCGAGGGGUGCAUGUGCGUCCGCUUCUCACCUCAGGUCUCCCUUCGGCCCCGCUGCCCUCCCUCGCGGCUGGGUGACAGCUGGGUCCGGUCCGUCGCGGGCUGCCUGGGGUGCGAGGAUCGCGCACCCCGUCUUCGCGCGCGGUGCCUGCCGCCCCGCCCCCUCGUCCCGCCCGUCCCGUCGCGUCCCGUCCCCUCGGGUGCUGCCAGCCGGGUGCUGAUGCGAGUCGGUGGCAGCGAGGACAUUUUCUGACUCCCUGGCCCCUGACACGGCUGCACUUUCCAUCCCGUCGCGGGGCCGGCCGCUACUCCGGCCCCAGGAUGCAGAAUGUGAUUAAUACUGUGAAGGGAAAGGCACUGGAAGUGGCUGAGUACCUGACCCCGGUCCUCAAGGAAUCAAAGUUUAAGGAAACGGGUGUAAUUACCCCAGAAGAGUUUGUGGCAGCUGGAGAUCACCUAGUCCACCACUGUCCAACAUGGCAAUGGGCUACGGGGGAAGAAUUGAAAGUGAAGGCAUACCUACCAACAGGCAAACAAUUUUUGGUAACCAAAAAUGUGCCGUGCUAUAAGCGGUGCAAACAGAUGGAAUAUUCAGAUGAAUUGGAAGCUAUCAUUGAAGAAGAUGAUGGUGAUGGCGGAUGGGUAGAUACAUAUCACAACACAGGUAUUACAGGAAUAACGGAAGCAGUUAAAGAGAUCACACUGGAAAAUAAGGACAAUAUAAGACUUCAAGAUUGCUCAGCACUAUGUGAAGAGGAAGAAGAUGAAGAUGAAGGAGAAGCUGCAGAUAUGGAAGAAUAUGAAGAGAGUGGAUUGUUGGAAACAGAUGAGGCUACCCUAGAUACAAGGAAAAUAGUAGAAGCCUGUAAAGCCAAAACUGAUGCUGGCGGUGAAGAUGCUAUUUUGCAAACCAGAACUUAUGACCUUUACAUCACUUAUGAUAAAUAUUACCAGACUCCACGAUUAUGGUUGUUUGGCUAUGAUGAGCAACGGCAGCCUUUAACAGUUGAGCACAUGUAUGAAGACAUCAGUCAGGAUCAUGUGAAGAAAACAGUGACCAUUGAAAAUCACCCUCAUCUGCCACCACCUCCCAUGUGUUCAGUUCACCCAUGCAGGCAUGCUGAGGUGAUGAAGAAAAUCAUUGAGACUGUUGCAGAAGGAGGGGGAGAACUUGGAGUUCAUAUGUAUCUUCUUAUUUUCUUGAAAUUUGUACAAGCUGUCAUUCCAACAAUAGAAUAUGACUACACAAGACACUUCACAAUGUAAUGAAGAGAGCAUAAAAUCUAUCCUAAUUAUUGGUUCUGAUUUUUAAAGAAUUAACCCAUAGAUGUGACCAUUGACCAUAUUCAUCAAUAUAUACAGUUUCUCUAAUAAGGGACUUAUAUGUUUAUGCAUUAAAUAAAAAUAUGUUCCACUACCAGCCUUACUUGUUUAAUAAAAAUCAGUGCAAAGAGA